UGACCGCACAAAGCACCAUGGAACAUGGAGUUCGCGUUGGGGGAGAGCCGAGGCUCCAGGAACGUGUGAGAGAAGACGUCGCCCUCGGGUUAACCCGGACCGAGGUUUAGAUAUCGUCGCGACACGGAAGCUUGCGUUUUUUGGAAGGACGAUCCGAGGUGUCCACGCCGCGGCAGGGCGUGAUUACAAGCGCGGACUACAUCUCCCAUCAGGCCAUGCGCACUAUAUCAGGUCUCCUCAGGUGGCGCCGGAGCAUUGUGGGAUUGGAUGAGUCUCAAGAUGGACAACCGGGAUGUUGCAGGAAAAGCUAACCGGUGGUUUGGGGUUGCUACCCCAAAGUCUGGAAAAAUGAACAUGAACAUCCUUCACCAGGAAGAGCUCAUCGCUCAGAAGAAACGGGAAAUCGAAGCCAAAAUGGAGCAGAAAGCCAAGCAGAAUCAGGUGGCCAGCCCUCACCCCCCACAUCCUGGCGAAAUUGCAGAUGCACACAAUUCCUCCUGUAUCUCUAACAAGUUUGCCAACGACGGUAGCUUCUUGCAGCAGUUUCUGAAGUUGCAGAAGGCACAGACCACAGCCACCCCCCCUACCACGACCAGCGCCCCCCCCAGCACGCCCACCCCCAGCAUCAGCAAGCGGCCCCUUCUUCUCAGCAAGCGGCAGGGCCUGGGGCUGGGCAGCCCUCUGGGGCAGGUGAAGAAUUACUCCCACGCCAAGCAGCUACCUGUGGCUCAGCGGCCGAGCGUCUUCCAGUCCCCCGACGAGGACGAGGAGGAGGACUAUGAGCAGUGGCUGGAGAUCAAAGUUUCACCCCCAGAGGGAGCCGAGACUCGGAAAGUGAUAGAGAAAUUGGCCCGCUUUGUGGCAGAAGGAGGCCCCGAGUUAGAGAAAGUGGCAAUGGAGGACUACAAGAAUAACCCAGCGUUUGCAUUUUUGCAUGAUAAGAAUAGCAGGGAAUUCCUCUACUACAGAAAAAAAGUGGCCGAGAUAAGAAAAGAAGCACAGAAAUUGCAGACGGCCCCUCCGAAAGUUUCACCCCCAGAGGAUGAAGAAGCCAAGAACCUUGCAGAAAAAUUGGCCAGGUUCAUAGCAGACGGGGGUCCCGAGGUGGAAACCAUCGCCCUCCAGAACAGUCGAGAGAACCAGGCAUUCAGCUUUCUGUACGAACCCAACAGCCAAGGGUACAAGUACUUCAGGCAGAAGUUGGAGGAGUUCCGAAAAGCCAAGGCCAGCCCCACGGGCCCCCUCACAGCACCCAGCCCCAGCCUGAAGUGCAAAUCCCCACCCGAAGCUCCGACGGGAUCCUCGCCCCCGGCCACCACCUGCCCCGCCUCAUCCACCCCUACGCCCACCGUCACCCCCGCUCCUGCUGCCCCCGGGAAACCGGCCACCACAGCCACCGUAAAGAGGAAGCGGAAGAGCCGGUGGGGGCCCGAAGAGGACAAAGUGGAGCUCCCACCCGCCGAGCUGGUGCAGAGGGACGUGGACGCCUCUCCGACGCCUCUUUCAGUUCAGGACCUCAAGGGGCUCGGCUACGAGAAGGGGAAGCCUGUGGGUCUGGUGGGCGUCACGGAGCUGUCGGACGCCCAGAAGAAGCAGCUGAAGGAGCAGCAGGAGAUGCAGCAGAUGUACGACAUGAUCAUGCAGCACAAGCGGGCGAUGCAGGACAUGCAGCUGCUGUGGGAGAAGGCCGUGCAGCAGCACCAGCAUGGCUACGACAGUGACGAGGAGGUGGACAGCGAGCUGGGCACCUGGGAGCACCAGCUGCGGCGCAUGGAGAUGGACAAGACGAGGGAGUGGGCCGAGCAGCUGACGAAGAUGGGCCGGGGCAAGCACUUCAUCGGAGACUUCCUGCCCCCGGACGAGCUGGAGAAGUUCAUGGAAACCUUCAAGGCUCUGAAGGAGGGCCGUGAGCCCGACUACUCAGAGUACAAGGAGUUCAAGCUGACCGUGGAGAACAUCGGCUACCAGAUGCUGAUGAAAAUGGGCUGGAAGGAGGGCGAGGGGCUGGGCUCGGAGGGCCAAGGCAUCAAGAACCCGGUCAACAAGGGCACUACGACGGUGGAUGGCGCCGGCUUUGGCAUCGACCGGCCAGCCGAGCUCUCUAAGGAAGACGACGAAUACGAGGCCUUCCGCAAGAGGAUGAUGCUGGCCUACCGCUUCCGGCCCAACCCCCUGAACAACCCCAGGCGGCCGUACUACUGACCUCCCGGAGAGACACCAGCCAACCUCCGAACGACUGUCUGGACUGUGGAACGUGCUCGCACUCCCACCUGCCCCUCCCGUGUCGGUUGCGAGUGUCGUCCGUGUAUUAAAGUCCCCGUGCUCACCCGC
Tupaia belangeri chinensis (Chinese tree shrew) is the source of this 2331-nucleotide messenger RNA. It is a transcript of the gene SUGP1, whose product is annotated as SURP and G-patch domain containing 1. NCBI's taxonomy places the organism in Eukaryota, Metazoa, Chordata, Mammalia, Scandentia, Tupaiidae. Gene Ontology annotation, biological process: RNA processing. Bases 268 to 2202 code for a protein of 644 amino acids. The transcript has 14 exons. The record is from RefSeq and is a predicted model, not a curated record. Gene Ontology annotation, cellular component: nucleoplasm. Gene Ontology annotation, molecular function: RNA binding.